AUGCCCUCAAUACGCCUCCAUCCCAGGCCCUCCGCGCCUACACCAAACUACUCCAAUACAUCCUCACAGCCAAUCCACAACCCACUCCCGCCCCUCCUCCAAACCCCCACAGGCCUCGCCCUCCUCGAACUCCAAGGCACAAUCAACCUACCCACCCUCCCCGACUCCAACUCCAACUCGCACGACUCCUCCUCAUCACCCUCAGGGCCAGAAUCAGAAUCAGAUUCCUCCUUCGAAACCCCCGUCGGCAAACUCAUAUUCCCGGACUACACAGCCCACACCGCACCCGAGGAUACCAAGUGGAUGAAGCGCGCUUAUCUCUAUGUUGGGCGGUACCAGCGCAUGACCGGCGAAGUGAAGAAGCUGCCACGGCCCAUUGCAGUGGUGCAGAAGCGGACGGGCACUGGCGUGGAGCAGGAAGAGCUGGAGGUGGUCGAGGUGGUGCGGUUUAAGAUUGUUUUUCAGAGUCGACCGGAGCCCGUGAAUGAUGUGUGA
Messenger RNA from Penicillium lagena, 495 nucleotides. Its product is annotated as Ctf8 family protein. The record is from RefSeq and is a predicted model, not a curated record. Bases 1 to 495 code for a protein of 164 amino acids. Gene Ontology annotation, cellular component: Ctf18 RFC-like complex. The transcript has a single exon. Gene Ontology annotation, biological process: mitotic sister chromatid cohesion. NCBI's taxonomy places the organism in Eukaryota, Fungi, Ascomycota, Eurotiomycetes, Eurotiales, Aspergillaceae.